Papaver somniferum (opium poppy) is the source of this 2087-nucleotide messenger RNA. RefSeq names its product la-related protein 6B-like. The record is from RefSeq and is a predicted model, not a curated record. Gene Ontology annotation, cellular component: nucleus. The transcript has 10 exons. NCBI's taxonomy places the organism in Eukaryota, Viridiplantae, Streptophyta, Magnoliopsida, Ranunculales, Papaveraceae. The coding region runs from base 186 to 1733 and encodes 515 amino acids. Gene Ontology annotation, biological process: RNA processing. Gene Ontology annotation, molecular function: mRNA binding.
UCUUCUUCUUUUCCUCUUCAGUAUCGGGCGGCGUCGAGUCGCGUUGAAAAAUCUAUAAAAUCAUACCACCAACACAAACCCACCGAGAGAAAUUCUUUUCAGAAUUUUCCCCCUCCUCCUCCGCCGUUCUCCGCCGGGCCUUUUAUCAAAACCCUAGAAAAAUAUCCCCAAAAUCCCCUUAUCUAAUGGCACCAAAAGAAGUAGAAUCAGUAACUGAAACCCUAGAACCGUCAUCAUCAACAUCAAUAGAUCAAAGCAGAACAGAAACUGUAGAUUCAUCGUCAGUACAAUCGUCUUCUUCGUCUACGGCAACGGCAUCGUUGAAUAGGAAUGGAUCUACUGGGAAGAAACUACUUAAUGCUAAGGCGCCGGAAUUUGUUCCUAGAACUAAUUCUAGUAAUGGUCGGAGUACCGAUUUGUCAACACAGCAACCGUCUAGAAUCGUGAUUCAACAAAUUCAGACUCCAAUUCAUUUGUUUCCUUCGCCUAAUUUUCAUCAUCAGUUUCAGAAUUAUGGAUUUGGUGGUGGUGGUGGUGGAAAUAGUAGUGGUACUGGUACAGGUGGUGGUGUUGGUGGUGGGGAUCAUCAUGAUGUUGUUGGGAAUACUCAAGUACAAGUACAAGAUCCAGAUCCUGUUCCCAGAACUACUAAUGGGUUGUCUGAAGAGAUUUCUCUUAAGAUUGUGAAACAGGUUGAGUAUUAUUUCAGUGAUGCGAAUUUGGCGACAACAGAUCAUCUUAUAAAGUUCAUCAGUAAAGACCCAGAAGGAUUUGUGCCAAUAUCUAUAGUCGCGUCUUUUAAGAAGAUUAAAGCCCUUGUUAGCGGGCAUGCUCAACUAGCUUCUGUUCUCAAGAAGUCUUCAAAGCUUGUUGUAAGUGAAGAUGGGAAGAAGGUCAGGCGUCAUACUCCAUUCACCGAGUCAGAUAUGGAAGAAUUGCAGUCACGGAUUAUCAUUGCUGAAAACUUACCUGAAGAUCAUUCCUACCAGAACCUCAUGAAAGUAUUUUCUGCUGUUGGAAGUGUCAAGACAAUACGUACCUGCCAACCUCAGCCCUCUAAUGGUGCUGGUGGUGCAUCUGCAGCAUCUAAAUCCGGAAAAGGCGAAAACAUGCUUUACAGUAAUAAGUUGCAUGCGUUUGUGGAAUAUGAGACUGUUGAGCUAGCUGAGAAAGCUGUUUCUGAGCUUAAUGAUGAGAAGAAUUGGAGAAGUGGUCUAAGAGUCCGUAUACUGCUUAAGCGCAAGUCGAAACCUGCCCAAGGCAGAAAAGCAGUGCGUGAAGAUAAAGCAAAUGGUGAAGAAGAAGGCAUACCAGUAUCUGAGCAGCAACCAAAUGAGAAGCAGCAGGCGGAUGAUCCUUGUCAAUCCGUGUCUGCGGCCACAUUGAAUGAACAGAUUGGUGAGGAGUGCACUGAUAAGGAGGGUGGACAACCUAAGAAAGGUCGGUCCCGUGGAAGAGGCAAGGGUCGUGGUCGAGGUCAGGGUCAGGGUCAAGGGCAAGGGCAAGGGCAGUACCACCACAAUAACCACCACAAUGGCCACCACAAUAACCACCACAGUAACCACCACAGUAACCACCGAAAUGGUCACAUAGGUACUCCCCCUUCCACCAAUGCAUUUCAGAAAGAACAUAUAACCUUGGUGACUAAACCGCCUCCAGGUCCACGAAUGCCUGAUGGGACCAAGGGAUUUGCAAUGGGUCGGGGAAAGCCUCUUUUAACCAGUACUGCAUAGGAACUUCUGGAUCUCCUGUGUGAAUUAGUAGUGGCGUUACUGUAUGUGACGCUCGUAAUCUAUUCCUGGUUUUGAUGGUGGGUUUUAGUUAGGGUGCUAUCAAUCCAUUUGUUGUUCGUAAAAAAGAAAAUGUUUCUUGCUUAUUUUAGAUUCCUUGGUAGAGUUUGGAUUAAGCAAACUUAUGAGUAGAUUCUUUCUCCUAGUUUAUGAUGUAAAAAUUAAAAAAAAAAAAUAGAAAUAGAAAAAAAAGAAAGAAAAAUCUAGUUUAAUCUAAUAUAUACUUAGGGAUGGAUAAUUUCUUGUCUGGUAAAGAUUUGGAAUUGCAAUAUAUAAAUUAAUGAAACCCUUUCAGCA